Colletotrichum truncatum is the source of this 1392-nucleotide messenger RNA. RefSeq names its product cytochrome p450. Gene Ontology annotation, molecular function: heme binding; oxidoreductase activity, acting on paired donors, with incorporation or reduction of molecular oxygen; iron ion binding. The record is from RefSeq and is a predicted model, not a curated record. NCBI's taxonomy places the organism in Eukaryota, Fungi, Ascomycota, Sordariomycetes, Glomerellales, Glomerellaceae.
AUGGCGAUAACUGAUACUCAACUCUUUCAGGCUCAUGGCAUAUCAUUUGUGCUGGGAGUACUGCUUCAUGUCUUUGCUUUCCGCUACGGAGAGUGGGAUCUUGCCACUACCAAGUUGAUCAGGAACUUCUCUCUGGGCUUUGGGCUAAUUACAGCUGCCCUUGCCCAGCUGGCUUCGGACACUUUCCGGACCAGCCUAUCUGCGUCCAAGACAGCGUUUUCACUCACUGCUGCCUUGAUCUCAGGCAUCUAUGUCAGCUUGAUUGUGUAUCGCGCGGCAUUUCACCGUUUGAAUUCCUUCAACGGGCCAUGGAUGGCACGUAUGUCAAAUCUGUACAUUACGCGCCGAGCUCUCAAGAAGCUGCAUCUGUAUUCGGAAGUGCAAGACCUGCACAAAUCAUAUGGCGAUAUCUUUCGAAUUGGACCUACUGAGCUGUCUGUCAACAAUCCGAAGGCUAUUAUGCCAAUCCAUUCCAACCGGUCACCAUGCAAAAAAGGGCCGUGGUAUGGAGUACUAGACCCCAUGUACUCUUUACAGCUUGUUCGGGAUAAGCAGGAACAUAGCCAAAGACGGAAAGCGUGGGAUCGCGGCUUUAGUUCCAAAGCCUUGAGGGAUUAUGAGUUUCGAGUUGCCAACUACACUAACCAACUGCUGGGCCAGAUUGAAGCCCACAAGGGAAAGCCUUUUAACAUUGCAGACUGGUUCAACUUCUACAGCUUCGACGUCAUGGGCGACUUGGCAUUUGGCAAGACUUUUGGGAUGCUAAAAGAAGGCAUAAAACAUUAUUUUAUGACUUCGCUUCACACUGAUAUGCAAGCCAUUGGCUCGUUUAGUCAUAUGCUAUGGCUAUUCCCAAUUUUCAAGAACACGCCCAUCUUGAAUGCCAACAACAAGAGGUUUUGGAAGUUUGUCACAUCUCAAGUUGAUGAGAGAAUCAAGAACCCUCCUAACCGACCGGAUGUUUUCUCUUGGGUCCUGGAAGAAUACCAGGCGAUCAAGAAGCCCACCUGGCAGGACACGCUAAACCUUUAUGGCGAUGCGUAUCUCAUUAUAGUGGCUGGGAGUGACACAACGGCAGCGUCCCUUACGUGUCUCUUUUUCGAGCUAGCCCAGAAGCCAGAGGCUUACAAGCGGUUAAGGGAGGAAAUCGACGAAUAUUUUCACGAGCAUCCUGAGCCGGAGCACUCUGCUCUGUCGAAGCUGCCGUACCUACAAGCGUGCAUAGAUGAGGCUCUGAGACUACACCCCCCAGUGCCAUCUGGCGUGCAGAGGAUGACACCACCCGAGGGCUUGGAAAUUGACGGAACCUUUAUUCCGGGGAACACCAUCAUCCAAGUUCCGACAUACACGAUGUUCCGAGGUGAGUCGCCGCUUGUUCUAGUAUUUGUGUAA